Gallus gallus (chicken) is the source of this 2340-nucleotide messenger RNA. It is a transcript of the gene MCUR1, whose product is annotated as mitochondrial calcium uniporter regulator 1. Gene Ontology annotation, biological process: calcium import into the mitochondrion; positive regulation of mitochondrial calcium ion concentration. The record is from RefSeq and is a predicted model, not a curated record. Gene Ontology annotation, cellular component: mitochondrial inner membrane; mitochondrion. Lineage: Eukaryota; Metazoa; Chordata; Aves; Galliformes; Phasianidae. The coding region runs from base 65 to 886 and encodes 273 amino acids. The transcript is spliced from 9 exons.
CAGUCAUGGCUUUCCGGUAGCGGCGGUGGUUUCUCUUCUUCGGUUGCCGCUGGGAGCGGGCGGCAUGGCCGUGAGGCGGGCGCUGCUAGCGCUGCGGCCCCACGGCGCCUUCCUGCCCGCUUCCGCCUCACGUCACCGCCUUACUUGUCCGCGCGCGGUGGCCGCGGUUAGCGGCGACGCGGGGUGGGCGCGGCGCGUGUGCCGGGCCCGGCGCUGCGGGGAGAGCGGUGUGAGCAACUCCGUGUCUUCAUUUGUACAAAGCAAGGGCAGUGUUUCCUUGCUGGGGAAUAAGAAGCUUUUUUUUGACACUCACGCUCUGGUGUGCCUCCUGGAAGAAAAUGGAUUCACUACUCAGCAGUCGGAGGUGAUUGUGUCUGCAUUCGUGAAAAUCGUGAAUGCCAACCUGGAUAUGAUUUACAAGGACAUGGUGACCAAAGUGCAGCAGGAGAUUGCUCUUCAGCAAGUAAUGUCCCAUAUUGGUGGAUUGAAAAAGGACAUGAUUAUAUUGGAAAAAAGUGAGUUUUCAGCACUUCGUUCAGAAAAUGAGAAAAUAAAACUUGAACUCCAGCAGAUAAAGAAGCAAGUCAUGGAUGAAAUUACCAAAGUUCGUGCAGAUAACAAACUAAACCUAAACCUGGAGAAGAGCAGAGUAAAAGAAUUGUAUUCACUUAAUGAAAGAAAACUACUCGAAAUGAGGACAGAAGUAGUAGAAUUGCAUGCACAACAAGAUCGAGCUCUGACCCAAACAGACAGAAAAAUAGACACAGAAGUUGCUGAUCUGAAAACAAUGCUGGAAUCGCACAAACUUGAUAAUAUUAAGUACUUAGCAGGUUCAGUAUUUACAUGCCUUACUGUAGCACUGGGAUUCUAUCGUUUAUGGAUGUAAUAAAGCAUCACUUUAAAGGGACUUCUACUAUCUUGUUUUCUGAAAAGGAAAAAAAAAUUGUCUUUGCUUGAACUUCAACCAUGUCUUGAAUGUUUUAUUUAUUUUCUUUGUGAAGAAGACUGUAUUGAGAAUGUAACCAAAGACGUGCCUAGAAACAUACUGUAUGUAUGUACAUCAUGCCUGUUUUGAAACUUACCUCUGAUCAAAGCACGGUAAAAGCAUUUGUGUUAUUUUUCUUCAUUCUGAACUGCACUAUGCCUUGCUGUUGCAAAGUGCCAUAUAAGCAAAGACUGACAUUCAUACCAAUUGCAUGGCGCUGCGUGCGCUAGGAAUUACAUUCUGGUGUUUGUUCAGACGUGCUUAGCAGAGUCGGUUGCAUCGAUUGGACUGGAAUGGUGAUGAUUAGUAUAAAACUGAAACUGUGUUUCGUGGCUUGGAAGUACUCUUGUUUAAAUAGGAUUUGUGUUAACUGAAUCGUGCUUACUUCUUUCCUUCUAACACUUGAUCAGACAGUUACUAUGAUCAAACAUGUCUUGCCUUUUUAUAACAGUAUAUAACAGUUAUAAUCAGAGUUUAUAACAGAUCAGCUUCUUUUUCAGAUGACCAUCAAAUCAAUCAUCUUUCAUGAGUUCCAUGUAAUGGAGCAGUGUUUGCUGCUAGUUUUGUUUUUAAUAUAUCUGUAGGUUUUUUACUAACUCGCCUUUUUAUACAUAAGUUUCUGAUUCUCAUUCCAUAUGCUAAUUGUUAACCACUAUAACUGGCAGUUUGAAAUGCUGUAAAACACAUCAGUUUUACUUUGUGGCUAAAUUAUACAAACUGUCUCUGGUGCUGCUUCCUUGUCGGAAAGGAAUUGGUGCUUCUGGAAAGGAAAGAUAUUUCUUUAGUGGAUGGUUAUGAAGCAGUGUCAUACCUGAGGACCUGAGGGAAUUGCAAUGUUGUCUGUCUUCUGUUUGUUUUCUUGUCUUAUUAAAAAAAAAAAUCCUACUGGUACUUCAAAUGUGGAAUUUAAGUAGUGAUUAUAAUGAUGAAAGUCGUAAUGGAGAUCUGUAAGGAUAUUUAAAGUCAUUCUGAGCAAGCCCUUGUGAACUAGCAAAUGCAACCGAAAGCUACAAAUGAAAGCAUCCUGUGUAUCCAGGUACAUAUAUCCAUCAUUCUUCCAUUCAGGAAGUAACAGCUUUAGUAACAGCCAUCUGUGUUCCUUCAUUUAAGGGAAAUACUGUCAUCUUGCUUCUUACAAAAAGAGAAUGACCUAUGCACUGGUAAUAAAUGCUGUUAGAGGACAAUCUUGGCUUUGUUUAAUGAAAGUAAAGCUGUUUGGCUACCUUGUGUCUGUGUCAUAAAAGCUAUUUAACUUUUUUGGUGGUUGCCAAUGCGAACUGACUGUGUGUGAGGACAAACAGAUGUAUGACUGCGGAUGUGAACUUGAAAUAAAGAAUUUCAUAUAUUUCAUAGAA